GCAUUCCUUUAAUGAUUGUUUCCAUUGUAUGCUUCUCCAUACUUUUACAUCAUUUCGGAGGCAAACCUGGUACUUGGUACUUAACUACAUGUAUCUGAAAGUUAAAUGUAGUAGAAGUUACUAUAGGUGUUACUUUUUCCAUACAAAACAUACAAUGAUCUUGUGAUCAUGAUCUAAUAUGUAUUGUUCUGGAUGGCCAACGCUAGAACUAUAAAAAGGUCCAGCUCAACCAAAAAGGCGUGCAGUCCGCAGUAGUUUCGGAGCAUGUUGUGAGGCUGCUCAUUGGCUCAGGGCCUCAGGCACAUGUGGCCAGACUGUGCAGUAUCGGUUUCACACCCUCUUCAUUCCUCUGCUAGUAUGGACGCAUCAGUACGGUAGACGAUCUUUGAAGACGCGCGGAGGGCUUUACAGGUGUCCGGAAGUGACGUAGCACGCUUACAAGACCAGAGCAAAUAGAUGGACCGAGAGAGAGCAGCAGUCGGACAUCUCUGCGGGACCUGGGCCCAGCGCAGCUAAACGGUCAUAGAGCCUGACCUGAGAUCAGAUCACCCCCAGCUGACCUGUGAGAUGCUCAGAAACCACCUGACAGAGCUUUGAGAGGACCAUGGAUCUGAGCUCUGUCUGCUGUGAGUAAUCUGCUGACGCUGCGUCUUUGUCGUACAUCUGCGUGGAAGCGGUGCGAUGUGGAGGUGAUUUUCAGCAUUCAGACAAACCAGUGUGUUAGGACGCACCCCGCUGACUGUCACUGGGUAGCCCAUGCACGUGCACGACACCAUGGGUAGCUCCCCCGAGGUGCUUUCGUGGACGUCCUGCCCCAGUCUGCUGGUGGGCAAACUGAAAGAGGAGCUCAAACUCACCGUGGUCGGGGACAACAUGAAGAACUCAAACGCGCCCAACUCUCAGCCUCCUCAGGCGCCUCCUCUCAACCUACCUCCUCAGAUUAUCACGGACCUCGCCCCGCCGACGCACCUGCCCGUCCCCCUGCAGACGCUGCAGACGCCCGUUCAGGACGAGGACUCAGUGCUGGGGGGUGUAACUCCCCCGAACAUAGCCUUGAGCGUGGACUCGACCCGGAGCGAGGGCGGACACUUUGACAACAGCGUGCUCCAGCUGCAGGAGCAGAGCCACGAGGAGGCCAGGUCUCCGAACGCUCCCUGUGAGCACGGCUGUGGGAGUGUGACGGAGGAGCAGAUGUUAGACUGUCCAGCAGACUACAGUGAAGAGGGGGGGGAGACCCACCACCACCACCAUCCUCACCCCGAUGACAUCAAGCUGCAUUUCCACAGAGCGGGGCCCGGCUCGGGGGGGUUCUUGGAGGGGCUGUUCGGCUGUCUACGACCUGUCUGGAACAUCAUAGGGAAAACGUACUCGACAGAAUACAAGCUACAACAGCAAGACAUGUGGGAGGUUCCAUUCGAGGAGAUCUCAGAGCUGAAGUGGCUGGGCAGCGGUGCUCAGGGCGCCGUCUUCUUGGGAAAUUUCCGCUCUGAGGAGGUGGCCAUCAAGAAAGUGCGUGAGCAGAAGGAGACGGACAUCAAACCCCUGAGAAAACUCAAGCACCCAAAUAUCAUCAGCUUCAAGGGUGUGUGCACCCAGGCGCCUUGCUACUGCAUCAUCAUGGAGUACUGUGCUCAGGGCCAGCUGUAUGAGGUGCUGAGGGCCGGCAGGAAGGUGACCCCCCGGAUGCUGGUGGACUGGGCCACGGGCAUCGCCAGCGGCAUGAACUACCUGCACCUGCACAAGAUCAUCCACAGGGAUCUCAAGUCUCCCAAUGUUUUGGUCACAUACAACGACACUGUGAAAAUCUCUGACUUUGGAACGUCCAAAGAGCUCAGUGACAAAAGUACAAAGAUGUCAUUUGCGGGUACGGUGGCCUGGAUGGCCCCAGAAGUGAUAAGAAAUGAGCCUGUGUCGGAAAAAGUAGACAUCUGGUCAUUUGGGGUCGUGUUGUGGGAACUUCUGACCGGAGAGAUUCCCUACAAAGACGUGGACUCCUCCGCCAUCAUUUGGGGUGUGGGCAGCAACAGUCUCCACCUUCCUGUCCCCUCCACCUGCCCGGAUGGCUUCAAAAUCCUCAUGAAACAAACAUGGCAAAGCAAGCCCAGGAAUAGGCCCUCGUUUCGUCAGAUCCUCCUACACCUCGACAUUGCUGCUGCUGAUAUCCUGGGAGCUCCUCAGGAGACCUACUUCAAGUCUCAGUCAGAAUGGAGGGAGGAAGUGAAGAAACAUUUUGAGAAGAUCAAAAGUGAAGGCACUUGCAUCCACAGGCUGGACGAGGAGCUGAUCCGACGCAGGAGGGAUGAACUCAGGCACGCACUGGACAUCCGGGAGCACUAUGAGAGGAAGCUGGAGCGAGCCAACAACCUGUACAUGGAGCUCAGCGCCAUCAUGCUGCAGCUGGAGGUCCGCGAGAAGGAACUCAUGAAGAGAGAGUCGGCAGUGGAGAAGAAAUAUCCCGGAACCUAUAAGCGCCAGCUGGUCCGACCCAUCGCCAGGUCCAACGCUGUCGAGAAGCUCAUCAAGAAGAAGAGCAGCAUGUCCCACAAACCUGGGAUGCCCAACACCAAACGGCCGGACUUGCUUCGCUCUGAAGGCAUCCCGGGCCUGGACCACCUCCCCUCCCCCUCGCCUCUCUCCGCCAGCCCCAAGAUCUCCACCCCUCCCGGUAAAGCCCGCUACCGCAGCAAGCCUCGCCAUCGCCGCGCCAACAGCAAGGGCAGCCACAGCGAGUUCCCCGGCCUGCUGAGGCCUCUCACCGCAGCGUUAGAAGAGUCCCAGUCCCUCCAGGAGCAGCCGUUCCUCCAUCACCACCACCACCACCUCCCAACCACCGAGGGGCCUCUUCUCCCCCUGAAGGGCCGCGAGGAGGCCGUUGUCAACUGUGCCAACAACCUUCGUUACUUCGGCCCUGCCGCCCCUCUCCGCAGCCCUCAGACGGACCACCUGCAGCGCCGCGUCUCCGGCUGCAGCCCCGACCUCAUAUCAACCGCUGUGGACGCAAACACACGACAGCGGACUUCAUCCACCAGCACCAGCCUCGCUGCUGGUGCUGGGUCUCUGUGCCCCUGCUGCCAGGCCCACCCCUUCCCCGGCUGCCUACACUGUCAGGAGACCCCUCCUGCAGCCAGCCACCCGGAGCUGCCUCACUACUCCCUGCUCAACACCCAGGAAGGCUCGGCGUCCUCUUUAGGGGCCCAGAGCAAAGACCCCGCCUCAGACGGAGAGGCUGCAAAGAAAGCUGAGCCGCAGGAACAGCAGGCAUCCCAACGCACUCACACCCUGGCCAGCGCCCUGCCCCGGACCCUCAGACCCCUCAGACCCCUCAGGAAGGGUGGAGAUGAGUCGUCUGAAGAGGAGGAGGGAGAGGUUGAUAGUGAAGUGGAGUUUCCACGGAGACAGAGGCCUCAUCGCUGUAUGAGCAGCUUCCAGUCCUACUCCACCUUCAGCUCAGAGAACCUGUCAGUGUCUGACGGGGAGGAGGGGAACACCAGCGACCACUCCCACAGCGGGCCCCUGGAGAGGCUGAGCGCCAGCCAGGAGGAGCACCUGGAUGAGCUGCUGUCCCACACCCCCGACAUCCCCAUCGACAUCUCCACCCAAUCAGACGGCCUCUCCGACAAGGAGUGCGCCGUCCGCAGAGUGAAGACCCAGAUCUCCCUGGGGAAACUGUGCUCCGACGAACACAGCUACGAGAAUCCACUACAGUUUGGGGACUCAGACUGUGAUACGUCUGAAGCAGAGUGCUCCGAUGCCACCAUCAGAAACAACAAAGCCCCUUCCUCGUGGUGAAACCCGCCCCCCCCAGGGCUUCAGCUUCUUUUUCAUGCCUUGAGGCCCUCGGGUCCCACUCUGCCCCGCAGAAGAUACAGCAAUAAGAGGACGACAUUGUAAACAAAGCUCCUUAUAGCAAAGCCCCAUGCAAUCUCGCCCAGAACAUCCCUUAUCUUCAUUACAAAAAAAAACGUUCCCUCUCAUCUCUAGCUCAGCAUCCAGGGAUCCCCCCUUUUGAAUGAUAAUGUACAGUAGAACAUUCAUAAUUUAUUUUUGUCUGAGUUUUGAAGGAAAAUCUGUAAAUUCUCUGAAUCUGAACAGAUAAAAAAAAAACAUUUUUAAAACUGAGCAUGGGCUUCGAGGAUGAUGAUGAGGAUGAUAAUGAUGAUGAUCCAAAAUACCCAACCAACAAGGACCUCCCCUCUUACUAAAGAUCUACCUGCUUCAUGAUGAGCCCUGGUACCCUGCCUCCCCAACUUCCAUCCCCUCCCCACCAUGAUGAGUGAGGAAUGGGGAGCUUAUAAAAACACCAGCAUGAACAACCUGCUUAGCAACCGGACUCCUAGAAACCAUGUGUCCCCUCCGUCACCAGGGUCUCCUCUUUACUGUCCAGCAUGCCUGUGCAGCGCGCAAAAAAUGCACAACGCUGCCAGAGGACUGCAUGAAGUGCACAAGCUCUCGGUGCAACAAAGACUGACAGUUAAGGAGACCAUACAAACAAAAAUAAACUCUUCCUCACACAGCUCAUCCUCUUCGAGACAUUGUCAUCAUCAAUCAGGAGAUGUUUAGGGAGGUUUCAGUGUGUAUGAAAACAGCCCUUUCCUUCUCCAUUAGACAUUACAGUUUCAAGUCUCAUCUCAGGAUUGUUCGAAGACUGUGAGAAACUGGACUGGACCAAAUAUUGUGUACGGAUCCUCUUUAAGCGGCACAUACUACGGACCAUAUAGGAAUAUUAAAAAAGGGUCCUCCAGAUAGCCUUGAUGUUCAACCUUUUAUUGCUGACGUUAAAUGUAAUGUAGAGAAGUAGAGCGUUUAAUUUGCUUUCCAGGUGCAGUAACCCAUUUCUUGAAAUCCCUAGGUGCAGCAGUUCCAAUUUAUCAUUUUUCUAGCAGGGUAAAACAAAUUGCUUUCUGUGCUGUCAUGGAUGAAACAGCAAUAAUAUAGGUUGGCGCUCAGGUGAGGAAGAAGGUGCUUGCUCAGGAUCCGGGGCGUCUAGCAGGCUAGAUACAAGAGAGUAAAACAGCUUAGUAUGGAUGCUAUGUUUUUAAAUUGUCCCCUUUUUAUGAACUCACUUUUAAUGCUCAGGGUUUGUGUUGUUGAGAGCAGGAGCAAUAUAUCAACAGCCACUAGAUGGCGGCAUUUACAAACUGCUUACUUUUUCUUGUGUUUUGUAAAAUGUCCUUUAAAGGUUCCCUCCACCAUCCGAAAUGUAGAAUCCCAGCAAUAUCACUAUUCUUGCCUCUGAAAAGGGAUACUGCAUCUGUGAGAGCUUUUUUUUAAAAAAUAUUUUGUAUCCCUAUUAGAGUGUUUGUCAUCCUUAAGGAUUCUGCGUUUGAAAAAUAGCCAGCCAGCCGGUUGAAUUGAACGUUAAAGAUGUCAAGAUGUUAGCUCAUGUGUACGCUGAAUGCCGAGAUAAAGUGAGGAAUAAAAGCCAGAGACGAGGCCCCGGAGCAAUAAAGCUGCUCUUGGUUUUCAACAACCUCAUCUCAGUGUUAGUAACUCCUGUUGUAUACACAUCUGUAAAUGUAAUCUUUCUUUGUCCUCUUCUGUCAAUAGGACCAGCGCGACUGGUAGAAAACGAGCAGGAAGUUCUUUUAUCUGUGUUGUAUCAGUAUUGACAGGAGUUUGUGAGUCAUGAGAAGCGAGUAGCACAAGGCGGAUCUAAAAUUGUGCUGAUGGAUCAAUUCCCUUUUUUUUUUUUGCUUAAAGGUAGGGUAGGUAAGAAUGGAGAAACCAGCUCGAGUGCGCUAGAAUUUGAAAGUACACAACCGAAAAAAAUCUGCCCCUUCCUUCAGACUUCCUUACAGGCUCCAACACACACGAUCGCGUACAUGACCAAUGAGGGCACGAUAUAAGUUUGUGCAGGAGAUGGAAGGCUGACAGGCAGGUAGGCCCAGGGCAGAUAAUUGGUCUAGCUUUUUACAUGGCCACGGCUUCCACAGAUGAAAUAUUUGUAUUAUAUUUAUUGUCAAAGCAUUUCAUUUAUUCAUUGCUAUCGGGAUGUUAAGAGCAUUCCAUGGAAUAUAACAAAAAGUGUUUCUGAAGUGAAUUACCUACCCUACCUUUAAAAGCUUUGGAAAGUCUUGGCCCCGCUGCUGCCGUUCCUUGAGCCUCCUUCACCCUCUUCUUCACUCUGUUUACGUUAGUGUGAAAUAACCUAGUGUAUUAUAAUGACUGGGUAAUCCGAUCAAUAUCCUGUGAAGUAUGAUUGUUGUUAAGAUUUAAUUUAAUUUUGAUCUUUUUUCUUUGUAGCUGGCCUACAUGAUUAUUGAAUUAAUUUAUUAUGAAUGACUGGUAAGGUGUUCUUUAAUUUCAGGCAGCUUUAGAAAUGUCAUGACCUAUGAUUUCUCCUGAAAAAAAGUAUUAUUUAAAGGAAGCACAAUUAAUGGGUAUGGGAAGAGGACAGUAUGUGUAUGGGAGAACAAAAAGCAUCAUCAUAUCAUUGGCUUGAUUUUAUUAUUUGACCUUCCAUCAAUUACAUUAUGAUUAAUUAAGCAGACUUUACAUCAAUAAUUCACAACAACAUCAGGCAUUCUAAAGUGUUUUCAUCUCAACAUAGACAUUUCUAGUACAACCAAAAGCAGUCAGUGGACUGUCACAGCAGGGUAAAUGAGAUGUUAGUCUGAAGACAUGUGAGGCAGAUUCUGUGCUUCUGCAAAGAUCCCUUCUUCUGCAAAGAUCCCUUCUCCUUUUUAUUCAAAACACCAGUUACUAACAUCUGAAUUUCUGUGAAAUUGUCUCUAACUGUAGACAUCAUCUUUGCCUCAUCCCAUGUAUCAAACAUCUGUUUCUUUGUUAAUCUUAUUUCCAACUCCCUUUCCUGUUGAAUGGCAUUACGAUCAACCAAUCCUGUCCGUUUCCUGUAUUAUCCAGUGUACAGUGCAAUGGGUAUCUGGGAGAAAUAAAAUCUGAGCAAACAACUGCAUGGAAUAAAUGCUGAUGUACUGUACCCAA
Gymnodraco acuticeps is the source of this 6945-nucleotide messenger RNA. It is a transcript of the gene map3k13, whose product is annotated as mitogen-activated protein kinase kinase kinase 13. The record is from RefSeq and is a predicted model, not a curated record. Gene Ontology annotation, molecular function: JUN kinase kinase kinase activity; ATP binding. Bases 757 to 3789 code for a protein of 1010 amino acids. Gene Ontology annotation, biological process: JNK cascade; protein autophosphorylation. The transcript is spliced from 18 exons. NCBI's taxonomy places the organism in Eukaryota, Metazoa, Chordata, Actinopteri, Perciformes, Bathydraconidae.